AUGGAGGCUCGCGAAGAGCCCCAGCCCGAGCGCCUGGGCCGGGCGGCCACCGCCGGGCGUCGCGGACCACCCUGCCUGCCGCUGUCCGACUUCCGAGAGGAGCUGCGGGAGCUCCUGGUCCUGGCGGGUCCCGCGUUCCUGGCUCAGCUGAUGGUGUUCCUCAUCAGCUUCGUAAGCUCUGUGUUCUGCGGCCACCUGGGGAAGCUGGAGUUGGAUGCUGUCACACUUGCCAUCGCUGUUAUCAAUGUCACCGGUAUCUCCGUGGGGUUUGGCUUAUCUUCUGCUUGCGACACCCUCAUCUCCCAGACGUUUGGGAGCCGGAAUCUGAAGCACGUGGGGGUGAUCCUGCAGAGGGGUGUGCUCAUACUGCUUCUGUGCUGCUUCCCCUGCUGGGCACUCUUCCUCAACACCCAGCAGAUCCUGCUGCUCUUCAAGCAGGACCCGGAUGUGUCCAGGCUUACCCAGACCUAUGUGAUGAUCUUCAUUCCUGCUCUUCCUGCAACCUUUCUUUAUACAUUACAAGUUAAAUAUUUGCUCAACCAGGGGAUUAUACUGCCCCAGAUCAUCACGGGAGUUGCAGCCAACCUCGUCAACGGUCUCACCAACUAUGUGUUUCUCCAUCAGCUGCACCUCGGGGUGAUGGGCUCAGCACUGGCAAAUACCAUUUCCCAGUUCGUCCUGGCUCUGCUCCUCUUUCUGUUCAUCCUCUGGAGAAAACUGCAUGUAGCAACCUGGGGAGGGUGGUCCUUCGAGUGCCUGCAGGACUGGACCUCCUUCCUCCGUCUGGCCAUUCCCAGCAUGCUCAUGCUGUGCAUUGAGUGGUGGGCCUAUGAGAUCGGGAGUUUCCUGAGCGGUAUCCUUGGCAUGGUGGAGCUGGGCGCCCAGUCUGUGGUGUACGAACUGGCAGUCAUUGUCUAUAUGAUACCCACAGGCUUCAGUGUGGCUGUCAGCGUCCGGGUGGGGAAUGCGCUGGGUGCUGGAAACAUUGAGCAGGCCAAGAGGUCCUCAGCUGUCGCCCUGGUGCUCACAGAAAUCUUUGCUGUAACCUUAUGUGUCCUGCUGUUAAGCUGUAAGGACCUCAUGGGGUAUAUUUUCACUACUGAGCGAGAAAUAAUUGCUCUGGUGGCUCAGGUGAUUCCGAUUUAUGCCAUUUCCCACCUCUUCGAAGGUCUUGCUUGCACAAGUGGUGGGAUUCUGAGGGGAAGUGGAAAUCAGAAGGUUGGAGCCAUCGUUAAUGCCCUUGGGUAUUACAUCAUCGGCCUCCCGAUUGGAAUAUCACUGAUGUUUGCUGCUAAACUGGGUGUGAUCGGUCUGUGGGCAGGAAUCAUCAUCUGUACCAUCUCUCAAGCUGUGUGUUUUCUCGGCUUUAUUGCUCGGCUAAAUUGGAAAAAAGCCUGCCAAGAGGCUCAGGUACACGCCAACUUGAAAGUCAGCAUGGAUGGUACCUCUCCUCUCUCUCAGGAACCCCUUUACCCAGCGGACCCUGAAAGCCAUGGAGAAAUUUUAAUGACAGAUGUGGAAAAAAAAGAUGAGACUCAGUGGGCACAGCAGAUGCACCAGGAAGAGCAUCUCACGGACACCCAGCCGCAGGACUCAGCCAAGUUGUCCAGGAGACAGCUGUUGCUGCGACGAGGGCUCCUGUUCUUGGGGUUCACUUUAGUGUUACUGGUGGGGAUUUUAGUGCGAGUGUAUGUCAGCAUUCAGUGAUGUGGAGAGACAGAGUCACUUCAGGUGGGCUUAUCAUUCAUAGUGAAGAACUAGUGGUGGCGAUUUGUUUUUAGUAAACUUAAUUCAACUGGAUUUUAAGAACUGAGAGUUCAAAGAUAAACUUUCGAAUGAAGGACCAACAUGUGCUCGUUCAAGGCAAUGUCUGGAAGUUUACAUUUGAGUGAUCAUCCAUCCGUCACUGUCUCAACCAUGGACCACUGUGUACUGAUGCGUUCAUCUUCCUGCAUUGAUAUUUCUUCUAUAUAGUUUUUUUUUUUUUAAGAUACGAACCAAUAUACUGAGU
Condylura cristata (star-nosed mole) is the source of this 2011-nucleotide messenger RNA. RefSeq names its product solute carrier family 47 (multidrug and toxin extrusion), member 1 (gene SLC47A1). NCBI's taxonomy places the organism in Eukaryota, Metazoa, Chordata, Mammalia, Eulipotyphla, Talpidae. Gene Ontology annotation, cellular component: membrane. Gene Ontology annotation, molecular function: antiporter activity; xenobiotic transmembrane transporter activity. Bases 1 to 1707 code for a protein of 568 amino acids. The record is from RefSeq and is a predicted model, not a curated record. Gene Ontology annotation, biological process: xenobiotic detoxification by transmembrane export across the plasma membrane. The transcript has 17 exons.